AUGCUGCUGAAGAUACGCCACGCCCUGCUGGAGGUCACCAGUCCACCGGCCGCGAAGCAGUCCGCGAUCAUUAUUAACAACGAAGUCAUCAUCAGUUCGGGAAGCAUUCUGAAACCACAUUUGGCCGUAGAUGGGGACAAAGGAGCGCAGAACAAGGCAAUUGUUGCCAGACUGCAGCGGGGUCAACUGCUAGAUGUUCAAAAUGAGGAGCAGAAAGAGGAUGCGCAGAUCCGCUCACUACAUUUUGUGGCCACCUUCGAUCCGCAGCAACGACGGCCGAGGCCAAACACUGCACCUGGGUCGCGGAAACCACACAUCCUCUCCCGCUUCACUGCCUAUCCGCUGUACGUGUUCUGUGCGGACGAAGUAUGCCGCAACCUGUACCACAUAUUACUCACUGCUGACUCCGGCGAUGCGGGUGAGGUGCUGCGCUCCAGUUUCGUGGUGCUGGGCCUGCGAAAGCCCGAAAAGGAGGAGUCCUUCAAGCGCUUCCUCGCGCACAUCGCUAACUACUUGCGACACCUGCAGCCCAUGCACACUUUGGACGACGUGCUGGUCAUGUGCUCGCCCUUUGGUUUGGAGAACUUUUAUAAGACCAUCAGCAUUGGAAAAGUGUCUAAUGUUAUGGGACGCAGUGGCUGCUUGUUUGCCAUUUCAAACGCUUUGCCCCUGGGCUGUGAAGGCUCUGCAGUGUUCAACAACAAGCUUCGGCUCGUUGGCAUUGUGAUAUGCACCUCAUUCCAACGCCAUCACGAAAACGUCAACCUCACACUGGCCGCGAACUUUGGCUACCUUUUGCGGAAUUUUAUGGAACAACUGGGCAUGUCUACUACAGAAUUCCAGCUAAGUCGAGAGCCGUCGAGCUUUGCCUGGGAGCGCACCAUUGUGGUCAUCGAGUCGGCGGGUCAGCAAGGUACCGGGACCUUCAUACGAGUCCACAACAAGCGCUUUAUCCUCACUUGUGCACAUGUGGUGGGACAGAAUACUGAGACUGUUAAUUGCCGUGCUGCCGAUAGCGAGUUCCAGUCUGAGGUGAUUUGGUGCAACCCGGACAGCGAUAAGCCCUUCGACUUGGCUCUACUUACAGCUCCGCAGGAUGUGCCGGAGCGAUGCUGCGUACGACUGGCCAGGAGUCCGGCCACCCUCGGGCAAAUGGUGUACAACGCCGGGUUUCCCUACUACGUUAACUUCAGCUUCAGGCACGACUUCAACCCUUCGAUUUUUCAAGGGAGGAUCAUCAAGUGCGACACCGGGGCCAUUAUGUCCGAUGGCAGCGUGCAGGCGGGCCAAAGUGGAGGACCGAUGUUCGACCAGAAUGGAUGCAUCCUAGGCGUCUGUGUGUCCAACAUUAAAUUAGACGACGUCGUCUACCCAAACAUAAAUACAGCCAUUCCUAUUUGUGAUAUCCGCAACACGUUGCAGCAGUUUGCACGCACCAACGACUUAAAUGUGCUUAGCAACCUGGUAGCCAGUCCAGAUGUACACCGCGUCUGGUCUAUGGAAAUGCCCCCCAUUCGCAGCAAACUCUGAGGAGAUCCGCGCAUUUUUCAUUGUUAACGGAACUGUAGUGUUUUUAUAUAAUAUGGCUUAUAUAUGUUAAUAUGGUAAGAAA
This is a messenger RNA of Drosophila sechellia, 1612 nucleotides long. RefSeq lists its product as uncharacterized. Gene Ontology annotation, cellular component: peroxisome. NCBI's taxonomy places the organism in Eukaryota, Metazoa, Arthropoda, Insecta, Diptera, Drosophilidae. Gene Ontology annotation, molecular function: serine-type endopeptidase activity. The coding region runs from base 1 to 1530 and encodes 509 amino acids. The transcript has 5 exons. Gene Ontology annotation, biological process: regulation of fatty acid beta-oxidation; protein processing. The record is from RefSeq and is a predicted model, not a curated record.